Messenger RNA from Mycotypha africana, 933 nucleotides. RefSeq lists its product as uncharacterized. The coding region runs from base 1 to 933 and encodes 310 amino acids. The record is from RefSeq and is a predicted model, not a curated record. NCBI's taxonomy places the organism in Eukaryota, Fungi, Mucoromycota, Mucoromycetes, Mucorales, Mycotyphaceae. Gene Ontology annotation, biological process: retrograde vesicle-mediated transport, Golgi to endoplasmic reticulum. The transcript has 3 exons.
AUGGGUGAUUUAACAGAGGCUGAAAAACGUGAAAGACGUAGACAAAAACGUCAACAACGCAUUUUGAACUCGAGUGAGGAUCGUCUCAGUAAAAUCACUGGUACAGCUUUUCCUCACCGUGCAAGUCCCUCUCCUGUACCUUCUCCUUCCAUAUCUUCAAAGACAGAUACACCAUUACCUUCAAAGACGAGUCAACGUAGAUUUAGUCAUAGUGACGAUCCCAGUGAUGAGUUAGGCGCGCCUGCACCAUUGAACAACGGCACUAAUACUGACGCUAUGGCAAAUUUACUUCAACAGCAAAUGGCUAGCAUGUUCGGUAGUAGUAGUAGUGCCGAACCCGACAGCAUCAGGCCUGUUGGUUUUGAUAGAGAUCCUUUAGAGCAAUUGUUCGCUUCGGCAAACAGUAGCAAUAACAAUACAGGAUUAAAUCCUGCUAAUAUGCUAGCACAAAUGAUGAUGAUGAACGGUAAUAGUGGCACUACCAAUAGUACUUUAACACCAGAGCAAUUACAACAACAGCAGCAGGAAGUAAAUCAGAGUCGAAAGUAUUGGAACUUACUUCAUCUAUUGAUAAUGAUUACAUUAAGCUUAUUUGCCGUUUACAAAGAGUGGAGUUUCUUUGGAGCAUCACAAUACGCCUCAUUAUUAACACAACCUUACAAAUCGAACUACUCAUUAAAUUUAAAUAUGCCAUUAUUUUGGUACUUUGUCACUAUAGAAUUAUGCUUACAAACAGCGCGUUUAUUUUAUCAAAAAGGCAGAGUGCCACCUACAUCUACUAUUGCAACAUUGGCUAAUCAAUUGCCGCCUCCUUUCAGCAGUAUUAUCAAUAUAAUAUUUCGCUAUAAAUUGAUCUGGACAACAUUUAUACAUGAUAUUUGUAUUCUAAUCUUCAUUAUUGGUAUUUCUCAAGUUAUAUCCAAUGUAAUGUAA